GGAAACGGUGCUUCACAACAACAUAAACAACAUUAAACAAAAUGGCCGCUGUUAUGUAGAUAUUUUUGAUAAAUCAAGUUCUAGCGAGAUUUUAGGGUAACAGAAUGAGCUUCUACAAUUAUGACUUAUGCUUGCCAGUAACCUGGACUGUUGAAGUUGAUGAGUUUACUGUUGAUAAAGGAUGGAUUGCUGGUGCCUUCUUUCUAGGGCUGUUCAUUGGUGGAGGUCUAGCAGCUCUUCUUAUACCAACAUGCCUCAAAGACUGGGAAAAGAAGAAGUUAACCUGUUGUGGCAAGAGACAGGAUGAGGAAGAGAAUAUCCUUAUAGAUGAGGAUGACACGGCCCAUGCUGAAUACACCCCUGAAAAGAAAAAGAUGAUAGAUGAUGUAAAUGGUAGAGAUGGAGGAGGCAAGAAGUCCAAGUUUGCCGCGGCAACAGCUUUCUUUAAACGUAAAAAGAACCAAGGAAACCAGCAAACAGAGACCAAGGAUACCAAGGGCUGGGUUCAAGCAGAGGACAAAAAUAAAACACAGUCAAUUGGAACAGACUCUAUUGGCUUGGUCACAGUUUUAACCAAGCAAAAUAGCGGAGAAGCGGAUGCAGAUCUGACGAAACAGGACAUAAAUGAAAUGGAGAAACUUGAUAAAGAUCAGAAAGAUGCCAAAGAUGAUAUGAUGUUAAAGAUGUUGAAAAUGAAGUUGAGAAAGAUGAAGGGUAAAGGUCAGAUCGGUGACCCCUACUUGGCUGACUUCACGCAGAAAAUAAUUGAUACCCGCAAGAGUAAUGAUGAAAUAAUUGCCAUGGACAGACAAGAAGGGGAAGAUGAACUCAAAAAGAAACAUGGAAAGAACAAAGCGCUGCUGGAUAGUGAAAUAGACAAUCUUAACAUUAGGCUAGAUGCUAAAAGGAAUCAGCUGGAGAAAGAUGAACUAGAGAGGAUACGUGGGGAAUUGUUACGCACAUCUGGACUCACUGAGGCUGAGGUAGAAGACCUGAUGGAGAAAUUGAAGCAAGAAAUGGCAGAGUUUGACAGGCGUCAGGCUUUGGAGCAAGCCAGGCAAGCACAGCAUUUGGCAGAGAGGCUUGAAAAGCGGCGACAGUUGCUGGAAUUCCGCCGUCUCCAGGAGCAACAGAGCAAAGGCAAGGUAUCGGAGGAAGUGAAGGCAUUUGAGGAACCUCUCGAUAAACUUGUACAAGACGGCAAACUCAUUGAUAGACAGAAGAAAGAAAUACUUGAUGAACAUGAGAAGAAUUUACAGAACUUGCAGAGGCAGCAUGAAAUUGAUUCAAUGCGUCUCCAAGCCGACCUUGCCGAGAAGUUGCAGAAACGCCGAGAACAGAGAAUGAACAAACUGGAAGACAAACACAUGAAAGAGAAGGCCAACUAUUUACAGAGGUCGGAAAAAAGCACAAAUUCAGCAGAAUUUAGCGCAAAUUAUCAGAGUUUGUUACAACAACAGCAACAGGAAGUAGAGGAGACACUGACAGAACUGGACCAGACAGAAGUACAAGAAUUAGACAAACUUACACAGAAUCUUGAAGCCCAGAAAAGCAAGUCAAUUCAGGAGACCUCAGAUAAGAUGGUACAGUCUGUUGCACAGAUGGGACAGCUUCCGGACAGUGAUGUGAAACGUAUUAUUAAAUUACAUAAUUUACGCAUGGAUGCCUUCGAUCAGCGUCGUCGAGAAGAGCUGGAGAGAACGCGAGCGAGACUUCAACAGAAAAUGCAAGAGAGAAUGAAGAAACUGGAAGAAGACCAGAAACAAGACGAGGCACAGAGAGAAGCCAUCUUGGAACAGCAAGAUGCAACUGUGAAACGUGUCCUCAACAGCAACAUUGAUCUAUCAGAUGAAGCUAAAGAAAAGAUCCUAAAGGAACAUGAGAGAAACAUGCAGUCACUGAACAAUCAGCUAGCCAGAAGUAAAGCCAAACAACAAAUGAGUUUGGAACACAAGCUGAGUCAGCGUAAAGCUCGUCUUGCGGAAAUACAAGCCCAGCAAGCCGCCAUUAUUGCAGACAAGAAAAACGCUUCGGAGAAGGAAAUACAGCGUCUACAGGCUGCAUUGGACCAAGAGAUGGUACUGUUUGAAAAGGAAAGGCGGGAAGCAGAAGCAAGUCUAAGAAGACGAUUGGCUGUUGAAACUGAGGCUGCCCUAGCCCAGCAGGAGAAGGAACUGGCUAUACUGAUGGGUAGAUUAGAGGUUGGACAUGCAAGAAGACAAGCUGUGCUGCAGAAACAAGACCAGACGCUCAAAGAUUUACAGGAUGUAAAGAGACAGCAGGAACAGCUGGAGAGUAAGAUAGAGGAUGGUCGACUGUCAGCAAACAGGGCGGACCAGAUCAUACAACAGCACUAUAACGAGGUAGAACAUGUCAAUGACAAGAUACAGAUGAACAGAGAGAGACAGGAACAGAUGAUCAAUGAGAAAAUACAAGCCAAGAAAUUUGCUAAACAAAGGGAGAUAGAAGAUGUAAUUAACAAAGAGAAACAGGAAAUGAUGAUGGCAAGGAAACAAGCAGGAGCUGGUAUGGCAAGUCAUAUCCUGAACAAGGCUUUGAUGGAGCAGCGACACAAGAAAGCAAUGGAGGAGCUCGAGAAAGAGAUGCAGCUAGAACUCGAGAAAAAUCGAGAACAGCUCAACGCAGAGCUUCAGAAAUCUUUAGAAAAAGAACUUGAAACUCACAAGGGAGAAUUCUUGAGCCAGCUUGCUGCUGCAAGUAAAAAGUCACCAUCAGAUUUGCAGGAGGUGUCCAAUAAUGCUGGCAUGGGAAAUGACAGACGGAAAGGCAGUCGUUUUACCAGAGAUUCAGUGCCUGAGUACGGUAAAACCAAGUCAACUCUUGGCAUGAUGGAAGAAGACUCAGAGGAAGAUUACAGACAAUCAUACACCAGACCUCAUUCAGCUGUCAUGACAUCCAAAGAUCAUCCUCAUCGUGAAAGCAAGAAGAAAAAGAAGAAACAUAUCUUCGGUCCGCAACCCGCUCGUCCAGCUUUUAGUACUUCAACGGGAGAACAGAUUCACAGUGCAUGGGACUUAGAUGAUGAAUUAUUGUAGCAGUGAUAAACUAAGAUUUAGAGAUUUAAAGAAGUAUACUCAGCGACGUUCUAUCAAGAAAACGCUUCCAUUUCACUAUGGCCAACGUCCUGAUGGUAGUUUAUGCAAACUAAAACUCCAUCAUGUGUAGAAAAUAUUCCUCAAAUUAUAUGUUUUUAGGUAAAAUUGUGAAACUGGAUACACUCAGGUAUUUGUUUUCAGACAUUACCGGUAAUACCACUAGAUAUGAUAAUUGUUUUAAGUAAAUAUGCGUUAAAAAUUUGUUAAAGUCUGUUGAUGGUGCUUUAAGCGUUCAGUUCAAAAUACUCACUGUUCACAUAGUAAAUUUAUGAUUCACUGUUCACAUAGUAAAUUUAUGACUUGGCGGCACUGGCAUUUUUGUACAUAAUAUCAUGAAUGUGCUACUUCAUUCACUUGAACAUGCUAUGAAAAAAUAUAUCACUUCAGAUAAGAAAUUUCUUUCAUCGUACAGUAAAAUUAGAUGUUUCUGCGGACCAAAAUUUCACACGUUCAUAUUCAUUACAAGGUAGUCUCAGACAUCUUGACAAGGAUUGAAAGUUGUGUAAUUGAAAAGUUAUCAAAAUAAGCAAGUUCAUUUUGGGUUGUUUUCUAAUUAUCCCUCCAAAGAAGUGCCAGUAACUCGUGUAUUUUAUGUGAACCUGUACACUACAACAAUACUCUUUGGCACAGUAAAAGCUAAUAACAAAUGCGGCCACUAUAUAAGUAUAGAUUUGAACAUCAUUGUUGAUUUGAACAUCCAUGUUGAUACAUACUUGUUGAUUGGAAUAAACAUGUUGAUUUCAACAUACAUGUUGAAAUGAACAUAUGUGAUGAUCUGAAGAAAUUGUUGAUUUCAACAUACAUGUUGACUUGAACAACCAUGUUGAUCUGAACAUACGUGUUUAUUCGAACAAAGAUGUUGAUUAAAGCGUAUGUGUUGAUUUGAACAUACAAUAUGAUUUGAACAUAUAUGUGUUGAUUGGAAACGUGCAUUUAUUUGAACAUACAUGUUGUUUAAUGUUCACAUACCCUGAAUAAUGUUUGCAUGAAAAUAGAAGACAUAAAAAAGAAGGCAAAAAUUAUUGCCUUGCGAGUGUUUCUGAUUUUGCUUUACACUUUAUAAGAACUGAUCUCCCGACAGAAACUGGGUAACAUGUGUUGUUACACAAUAUGUAUCUGAUGAUACAACAAAACAAGGGGACAUUAUAAUUCGAUCAAUGUAGUAGUAAUACAAAAUUUUCAGGAUGGCUUGUUAAUGUGUUGUUUUAACUUUGUUUUCAACAUCUGUUGCUACGGCAGGUGUUAUUUCAUUAAUGGAGUAGGCCAGUGGUUAUUCUUUAUUUAACUGUUGUUAUUAGAAUGUGAAAUUAUGAAUGAUAAAUUUACUUCCACCGCCAUAGUUUCGAACAACUUGCUUUUAAAUUUUUGUAAGUUGUUGUAAACAUUUAAGCUUUUUUUGAGCAUCAGUAUACUUAAGGUACUUCAAGCAUCAUUGUGCUCAUGUGACUUACUUUGCAUCAGUUACCUUAAAAUAGUAGAAUUGUCAUUUUUAAAGUCGAAGUUUUCUAUCACUUGUAACCCUUGAACUGUUUUUCUGUAUGUAGAUGGUAAUAUUUGUAGUUUAAACUGUUAUUGUCUACAUGUUAGGUUUUUAUGCCCCCAGCAUCUACUGAUGCGGGAGGCAUAUAGUGAUUUUCCUGUCCAUCCGUCCAUUCGUCCGUCCAUCCGUACGAGGUUAACCAAAUGGGACCGUUUCGUCUAGCAUCAAUACCCCUUACUAGAAUGACUUGAUACUAAUGCAGAUGUAACAUGUGACCAUUCCUCAUCUUCAGACAUCACCUGACCUCAGUUUGACCUUGACCUUGACCUCAUUUUGGACUUAGGUUGCUUUAUAUGGGCCAUCUCUUGGUUAACCAAAUGGGACCGUAUCAUCUAGCAGCAAUACCUCUUACUAGAAUGACUUGAUACUGAUGCAGAUGUAACCUGUGACCAUUCCUCAUCUUCAAACAUCACCUGACCUCAGUUUGACCUUGACCUUGACCUCGUUUUGGACUUAGGUGCAAAAUCUGUCGACAAGGAUGCCACUGGGGGCAUCAAGCGUUUAUUAAAGGUAGCUCCUUGUUUAUACCAGUAACAGUAAAGAUUAAAAAAACACAUCAUACUUAAGCUUGUCUAAGCACAAUGCCAAUUAUCUUAAAACAUUAAUUUUGAAUUCUCAUUAAACACUUCUUUGGGCUGACAACUUAAAUUGUUUAAACCAUCACUGUAUAUGUAUUAAUUAAUAAAGUUUUUUUUUACAUUGAUAACCUUUAGACUUUUGAUGUCUUGUUAUGUAAGUUCUUUUUAAUACUGUUAAGAACUUGCAAACAUUUUUGAGCUUUUUAUAUAUAACUCUGUAACAUGAUCCAUCCAACAUUUAUGGCAGCAUGUUAAAAAGCAUCUCUGUGAUACUGAUGUUGAUAUUACCGGUACCCUGCUUUUAUAUACCAAUGGGUAAAUUUUAUAUUUUUACUCACAAAAUAAUUGCAUUUAAAAUUUUUACGUGCGUUAAUUCUGAUUUACUGAAAAGAUCACAUUUUGUUUACAGAGUUUUGUUGCAUGUGGGUAGUGUGCUUGUCCAGAAGUGGGGCUUUGGGUAAAACAGUCCCAAUUAAAUUUUAGUUACCUCAAAUGUUGUCAUCAUCACUUCAUGUAUUGAUAGCAUCUGUUGGCUGUUAUAGGUUUUAGGGGUAUUUGACCUAUAGCAGUGCCUGGUAAACCAGAGGUUUGCCAAGAAGACUUUAGUAGCAUCUGUUUUUAGCUGUCCUUUCACUUUUUAUCACCUUUUUCAGAUUAAUCAAGAAAAUGUUUGUGAUGAUAUUUUUUUAUAAAUAGAUUGUAGUUUUGCCAAAUGAUGGGAAUGUAUGUCAUUUCAAUGUUUGAUUUUGUUACAUAUAAAUUUAUUAGUCAAAAUGAUUUUAGUGUAAGUUUACAUAAUAAUGAAAAUGCAAUGUGGAAUGUCCUUUGAAUCAGUAAGUUGCGUGCUAAAAGUAUUUUUGUACUGCAAAUACAUGUUAAGCAAAGAUGCUAAUUUAUGGCUGCAUGCAGUUCUAAUAUACAAGAAUAUUUGGUUAAAAUACCGUAGUUACCCAUGUAUAAUGCGCACCCAUGUUUUAUGUGCACCCCUCGAUUUAAGCCCAAAAUCCUGGGGAAAAAACAUUUUUGGUCAAUUUUGAGGUGGAUGGAAAACGAAAGUAGAGUUUACAUCGACACUGGUAAUAAAUUUUAUCUCUGCGGCGGAGAGCACAUCGGUCUCUUUAUAUGAAAUUAAUUUUGUUUGAAAGAAAAAUAAACCAUUCGAUCUUUUACGGUACAUAAUGGCAAUCUUAGAUUUUAGUGGUGACAGUAAGCGCGGGGAGUAGUUUUCCUUUUUUCCAAAAUGGCGAACAUCAGUAAUAAACUUGUUUUGAAGUUGGAAAAUUGUCUAUACCUGUGUAUUAUGCGCACCCACGAUUCAGCAGCGGUUCCGGGGGUCAAAAAACUGCGCAUUAUACAUAGGUAUCUACGGUAUGUUGUCAAAAGCAUAUAUCUGAUUGACAAUUAAUUAAUAGAUAAUUUUUUGAAGCAUGUAAUGUUGUCUUAAGUUGAUGAACAAUUUGAUGGAUUGAAUACAAAGUAUAUCUUAAGUACAUUACAAUAUUUUGACCUCAAAUUAACCAAAAGAAUGCUUAAAAUAUUUUAACCAAAACUAUUUUUCAAAACAAUAACAGAUAAAAGGAGAUUUUGUGUAGUUUUAUUAGAUUUGCCCAUUUUAGAACACAAGGCAGACAUGUAAUUUUAUCUUUGACAGCUGACUGUGAAAUAGUCGUUAGUUUCAAAACAACCUUUUUGUUUUACAAUACGGGUUUUAUUUCAUAAUUCUUGCUAGGAAACAAUUUAUUUAUACAUCCUCUUUUGUAACAAAUGUUCCAGAUUAUAGAUAAUGUUUUUCCCAUUAUGCUGUAACAAAAGGUCUACAUAAUGGACAGUAUUUUUAUUACACAAUGUUCUGAAUAAUUUUAUGUCAUGUAAUCUGUCCAAAAAUUGUGCCAGAUUUGUAUACAGACACAGACAGAAUCUUUAUGUUCUUGGGUCCUUUGACUUAAAUGCCAAUUUAGGGGCCUCUGUGGCCAAGUGGUUAAGGUUGCUGAUUUAAUUCAGAUCAGUUGCCUGUCAUCGAUGAUGGUUCAAGCUUCGCUUGGGGCGUUGAAUUCUUCAUGUAAGAAAGUCAUCCAGCUGGCUUUAGGAAGGUUGAUGGUUCUGGGGUCUCUCUCUACCAUCAAAAGUUUGAAAGUUGCCAAAUGAACUACAAAUGCGUCAGUGUUACGUUAAAUCCAACAAAUGAAUGGCAGUUUUUGCAUGCCAGAGCUUUACAGAAUAUUCUUUUAUUACCAUUGGAGAGAACAAAUUAACAUAAUCAAAAAGUUGUCUGAAUAAAUUAAGAGAAAGGAGAAUUCUUUUGUUUAAUCAUGAUUUUAACAAGCAUACAAUUUUGCAUUAAUCACAAUGGGUUCAAACUAUCUGAGGAAAACUUUUUUUAAGGGAAAAAAAUGACCAAAAGGCCAACCAUAUGUUUAUAAUAUAAACGAGUGGAAAAAAGUACAUUUCUUAUAUCAUAAAAAUGAUGGAUUUUUGUAGGUAGGAUAACUGUCAAUACUUCUGUAUGGCCAAAUUCUUACUACACAUGUGUAGUAUUCAGUAUACAUAUUUUUUAUACGUGUAAAGUGUGCAUAUUCAAAUCAAAACCUAUCAUGUUGCUCAUAAUUAUUGUGUAUAGUUGCUCACAUUUUAUCAUUUAAUUGAAAAUAUGCUCUUGUGCCUUUCUUAUUGUUAAUUUUGGGCAUUACUUGGAUCUGUCUGUAACAUAAUCUGUUGUAAAAUUGUUUUCAAGAAUAAAACUUGUGUAAGCAAUUUUUUUUCCAGACAUAUUAUAUAGAAUUAAAUUUUGUAGACAGCAGCUGGUAGGAAGACAUACGAUAUUUUCCUGAACAAAUUUGUUUGAGAAGCUUAAUUUUCUUAAUUUUCUUCAGAGGAUUGCUGCUGUAGAUAAAUAAUGUAUGAUUAUUGAAAUUUUUUAACAAGUCUGGUCUUUUUUUCUCUUUUUCAUUGCCAGAUGUAUUUGUUUAAUUUUGUACCAUCGCUUUUGACCAGUUAGAAGAAUAGACUGUAACAAAAUAGUCGAGUUAAAUAAGAAAUUGUAAAGAAUUUUUAGAUGACCUGACUACAAAGUGCUUGAGAUGAGCUAUUGCAGUUACUUACCAUUUGUCCAUUUGUUAACCACUUUCUUUAAUGAACAUUUCCUUUGAAACUUUUUGCUGGAAGUCAAUGAAACUUUGAUUUUCUUGAAUGGUUCUCUUCUUGUUAUACAUUUCUGCACUUAUGAGGCCACCAUAGCCAGAAAUAGGAAAAUCUUCAAAAGACGUCUCCUCCUAAACUUUUGAUCUGAUUUUGAAAUAAUUGAAUUAAAUAUCACAGAAAUUUACUUUUGUUUGAUCUCUCCUAAACCUGUUAAAAGCCAUCUUGAUCUGUCGAAACCAAAACAUGGCUGUCAGACAGGUCUAGUUUUUCUUAUAUGGCUUAUGGUAAACUUUGAAAAUCUUUUCAAUUGAAUCAGCAGGCCAUUUUUCAAAGUAAUUUGGCAGAAAUGUUUGGGAAAUAGAUUCCGUUCUAACACGUUCAAAUUACACCAGGAAGGGAUACUAAUCUGGAAUGAAAUGUGGUUUUAAAUACGAGGGAGUAAACUGGAAUAACCAAAAGUAGGUCGUUUUGCGAAACCUGUUCUAAUCGACAAGACAUUACAUGGUGAAAUCCUUCUUUGUUUAUAUAAAAGAAAAUCUGAAAAGUGUUAGAAUUCUUGUAUACAUGCUUAAACUGUGAAACUGUACUGAGCAAUAUAGGGCCAUCAUGGCCCUCUUUUGUCAAUUAAGAUUUUUAUAUGACCCUUUAGGUAAUUGAAUGCAAAAUUUAAAUACACAGAGAUUUUCAUUUUACUUCGAUUACAAACUUACGUAGGAUGACAGUUUUCUUAAUGUUAUCAAUGAUAAUAAGUGAUUGGAUUGUUCAUUUUCAGCUUGACUAUUUGAAGAAUAGGUAGAGCUAUUGGACUCGCCUGUUUUUCGGAGUCUGUGCCGGCAUCCUGAUUUGGUUAAAUUUUUAUAUGUAAGCUGGUAUUCCAGUAUCCAUUAACGGGAAUGGAUUGCAAUGCACACACUUGUUUACUGUGAUGAGCUGACAUGCUGUGUACAGGUUCCAUAACUCUACUUUGCAUUUUUUUUUAUGAAAUUAUGCCUGUAUUUCAACUUUUCUAUUCAGGCUGUCGAAUAGUCGAGAAUUGCUGUCCUCCAACAGCUCUUGUUCUUUGCAGUAGCCUUAACACUAUUCUGUGGUAUUCUAUUAACGACAGAUUGUACUUUAACGGAAUUUUAUGUACUAGAUCUACUUAUAGAUUAAUAAUAAAAGUCAUCUUGGAAGUAAUUAAAAACAUUUUAUUGUAGUAUUUUACCUGCUUUAUUGCCAAUCAUUUUAUUAAAGUACACAUACUCUUUAUUUCUGUAAAAGUACAUUGAUUUUAAAUUUGUAUCCAGGUUUAAUUUGUAUGAUGUACAUAAUUUAUUUAUUGAAGUAGAUUCGUAGUCAUUUGCAGUAGGGUUUUUUCAUGUAAUUCUUAUAAUUUUAUUGGCAAUAAUAAACUUGGUUGAUAUUUGUGCCAUUGCAAUAAAAAAAAAUUUCAACGUUUUUUUUAGCAACAUCCUGAAAUUUGGUACCGGUACUUUUUAUUAAGAAAAUACAACUUUGGAGUGUUCGGAGUUCAUUCAGAGCUGAAAAUAAGAAAUCUUAACAUGAGACUGUUACGGUAUAAACUGGGGUUCAGUGCUGUAAGACGGUCCCUGUAAGUGUAAUGACUUGAGGGGAGAGGGGAGGGGGUGAAGUGGGUGAGGGUAAUAUUUAUCCAUUUGUAAUGAUUCAAUAACCUCUAAUAUUUCAUACCCAUUGUUUCAUCUGUGAUUUAUAGUCUUGGAACAAUGACAUUUAGAACUCUUUUAAUUUACAUUUUGUAUCAAAUUUUGUAGUUUGUUAUUACUUUUUUUUUCUCUUUUUUUAUAUAUUUAUAUUAUAACAUUUUGAAAACUGUUCCUUGUUGAAUGUUUUUUUUUUUUAUAUGCGAUCUGUGAUAUUCUUGUUUCUUAUUUAUAUGACAUUGUUCUUGUUGAUGAUUGUUAGUAAACUUUGUAUCCUAGUAAUUGUAUCAUUUUAUGAAUCGUGAAGGAGCACGCCAGCAGAUUUAUGUCAGAGUUUUCAAAUUUUAGAAAUUACUUUCAUAUAUUAGUGAUUGAACAAAAAAUAAAAACAAAGUGAUUCAAUAAGUUUUAUAGGAUAGUUUAUUUGUCUAUAAUAACACUCUAUGAUACUCUAUUUAAGAAAUAAUGUAUAGAAAAACUGUGUUUUAACUUUAUUAAUACAUAUAUGUCAGUGGAAUAAUUUCACGAGGGCGUAGCCGAUUUUGAGUGUAUUAAUUUAGGUAAAACACGAUUUUGCUAUACAUUAUUUUGAUUCUAAUAUGCCUGUAAUCUAAAACAAUAGAUAAAAAAAAUAUUGUAGCGCUCUUUCUUUGUCGCAACAAAAACAUUGACGUCAUCGCGUGUUAACGUGACGUCAUUUUAGCGUAAGGGUGUUUUAACAGGAAUUUUAAUUCAUAACUGUCUGUUUACACAUGAAAUCACCUAUAACCGUGAUCAAACUACCAGAUGAGUAGAUGCUUACAAGUGCAAAGAAAGCAUCUUCAUUGAUAGACGAGGUCUCGUUUUUAGUGAGAUUUUGCUCAGUAUUCAUGUGAUAGUUUCAGAGCUAUUUUAUUUUAUAGAUCUUUGCCCGUUUAUUGGGAUGUACAUCUGGAAGCGUGUUCCUUUCACAUGUUUGUCAUUUCUGUUGAUCAGAGAUGUUUCCAUAUUUCUUGCUUUGCAGAAGGGAUUAAAGUCUUCUUAAGUUUGAUAAACAACUUAUUGCCGUUUUUUUUGUCUAAACUGAGUAGAUUUUCUGUUAACUUUUAAGUUUAGAAUUUGAUAACAAAAUUAAAGAUAUAAACAAUUAGAUGCAUUGAAGAAUAUAUAUUACUAUAUUGGCUAAAUUGGAGAAAGUGUCUCCUGGCCCAUUGACAAUCUACACUGCCUUUGCGACCAAUGCAGCCUGCAUGUACAUGCAGGCUGAUCAUGGUCUGCACUGUUCCAAUUCAGUCUGUAAAUUUUCAGUGAACAUCCCUUCCAAUAAUAAAUGGUACUACCCAGAUUGUAUGAUGGACCAGUCCAUUUUAGAAAUUCAGUAGGCUAAAUAUUCCUGUAUUAUGUUACACUGGAAUUUAUUUUAAAACUAUUUAUUGAUAACAAGUUGGUAGAAGUAUAUUUGAAAAAUCUACUGUUGUCUGGAAUCCAGUGGAUAAUUUCUUGAUACAGAACUUGUCAACCUUGCAUUUAGAAAGUUGUUUUUAGCUUGACUAUUCGAAGAAUAGUCUAGCUAUUCUACUCACCCUGGCGUCGGCGUCGGCGUCACACCUUGGUUAAGUUUUUGCAUGCAAGUACAUACAGCCAUCAAUUAAAGGCAUAUAGCUUUGAAACUUAUUUGACCCUUUUCUAGGUCAAUUACCAACCUCUCUGGGUCAAGUCCCAUAACUCUGACAUGUAUUUUGAUCAAAUUAUGCCCCCUUUUGGACUUAGAAAAUUUUGGUUAAAGUUUUACAUGCAAGUUACUAUCUCCAAAACUAAUGCAGAUAUUGACUUGAAACUUCACAUGUGUCUUCGGGGUUAUAAAACUAGUUGAUAGCAGCAAGUCCCAUAACUCUGACCUUCAUUUUGGCCAAAUUAUGCCCCCUUUUGGACUUAGAAAAUUCUGGUUUAAGUUUUGCGUGCAAGUACAUACAGCUAUUUCUAAAAGGCAUAUAGAUUUUAAACUUAUUUUUUCUUUUUCUAGAUCAAUUACAAACCUCACUGGGUCAAGUCCCAUAACUCUUACAUGUAUUUUGGGAAAAUUAUGCCCCCUUUUAGACUUAGAAAAUUUUGGUUAAAGUUUUACAUGCAAGUUACUAUCUCCAAAACUAAUGCAGAUAUUGAUUUGAAACUUCACAAGUGUCUUUGUGGUUAUAAAACUAGUUGAUACCAGCAAGUCCCAUAACUCUGACCUUCAUUUUGGCCAAAUUAUGCCCCCUUUUGGACUUAGAAAAUUCUGGUUAAUGUUUUGCGUGCAAGUACAUACAGCUAUUACUAAAAGGGAUAUAGAUUUGAAACUUAUUUUUUUCUUUUUCUAGAUCAAUUACUAACCUCACUGGAUCAAGUCCCAUAACUCUUACAUGUAUUUUGAGCAAAUUAUUCCCCUUUUUGGACUUAGAAAAUCCUGGUUUAAGUUUUGCGUGCAAGUACAUAUAGCAAUUACUAAAAGGCAUAUAGAUUUGAAACUUUUUUUUUCUUUUUCUAGAUCAAUUACCAACCUCACUGGGUCAAGUCCCAUAACUCUGGCAUGUAUUUUGGGCAAAUUAUGCCCCCUUUUGGACUUUGAAAAUUCUGGUUAAAGUUUUACAUGCGAGUUUCUAUCUCCAAAACUAAUGCAGAUACUGAAUUAAAACUUCACAUGUGCCUUCGGGGUUAUAAAACUAGUUGAUAGCAGCAAGUCCCAUAACUGAUAUGCAUUUUGGUCAAAUUAUGCCCCCUUUUGAACUUUAAACUCUUUUACUAUUUAACCUUUUUGGGUAAUAUUUUCCUGCUUCUGGGACAAUAUUUCGAAUAGUCGAGCUUGGCUGUCUUACGGACAGCUCUUUUUCUCCUCCGACUUCUUUGAAUACUGCACAAAACAAUGAAUAAAAAAAAAUUCCAGGGGUAUUUUCAGCAUCUUUCUUGUUUUCCCAUAAAAUUGUAUCUGAAUUAAUUUGCAAACUGCCUUAAAAGCAGAUUAGUUACUCCAUAUAAUAGCAAAUUAAUUUUCCUUUAAGAAAUUUGAUGAAAAUGUUGAUGAAUUUCUAGUAAACCUUUGGUCUUUUAUAUUAACUCACAUUUUCAUUUUAAAAUCAUAUGUAUAUUUUAGUAUUCUGAUUUAUAACAGCUAUAAAUAUAUUGUCUGCUUUUAGUUUUUAUUUAUAUCAUUUGGUCAUCACGCAAAUCUGUUUUAGUGAAAUCAGCUUUUUUGUAUGUAUCUACUUAACCAUGAAAAUUCCAUGCACCUUCUAUUGAUAAAGAUGGAUGAGAUUAAAAUUAGAAAACAUC
Messenger RNA from Mercenaria mercenaria, 13318 nucleotides. Its product is annotated as myosin-7-like. Gene Ontology annotation, biological process: smoothened signaling pathway. The transcript has 25 exons. The coding region runs from base 105 to 3056 and encodes 983 amino acids. The record is from RefSeq and is a predicted model, not a curated record. NCBI's taxonomy places the organism in Eukaryota, Metazoa, Mollusca, Bivalvia, Venerida, Veneridae.